Messenger RNA from Knipowitschia caucasica, 960 nucleotides. The record is from the annotation of a GenBank genome assembly. Lineage: Eukaryota; Metazoa; Chordata; Actinopteri; Gobiiformes; Gobiidae.
AUGCUGGAGACCCCUGCUGCUAAUGCCAAAAGUCAAGGCUCCGGGGACGUCUCUGCCCCGCUCUGCACCGUGACCCUCACCCUCUGCGUCAGGACCGGACACCUCACCGUGAACAUGGCGGAGGCUUCCGUGCAACCACCUUUCCGCUUUUUCUGCCACAUUUGCAAAAGUGAAACCUCCCCGAACCUCCCGGACUUGGUCUGUCCAAAAUGCGAUUCGGAUUUUAUCGAAGAAGUCGAAGAAAACUCCAGUUUAUUGCAGAACCGUACAACUUCCCAAAGACAAGAGCAAAUACUCCCAGAGUUGAUGCAGAUGCUGUUUAUGGAGUGCCAGGCCCUGCUCUCCGCUCCGUCCUCCGAGUCCGAGCCCAACGACGGCACGCUGACCUCCACCAGCAGCUCCUCCUUCUCCUCUGACGAUCUGGAGCCCAUCGCUGCGUCGUCGCUGCCCGUGGACGGCACGGCGGAGGGGGAGGAGGGAUCACUGGAGCAGUUCUUUUCUGAUCUUUUUACCACUAACACUGACGGUGUUGCUACGUCUUCUCCAAGUGACAGAUGGCUUCAAUUGCAUUCAAACCCCGGAGACUACGCCUGGGGCCGGAGAGGGUUAGACGCCGUUGUUACAGAUCUGUUGGGACGACUGGAUAACACAGGACCCCCUGCUGCAGACCAGGAGGCCAUCUCCUCCCUCCCAACGGUCUGCAUCUCUGAGGAGCACACAGACAGCCGACUCGACUGCCCGGUCUGUAGGGAGGACUAUUGUUUGGGUGAAUCAGUCAGGCAACUGCCGUGUCUGCAUUACUUCCACAGCGACUGCAUCGUGCCGUGGCUGGAGCUGCACGAUACCUGCCCCGUGUGUCGGAAAAGCCUCAGCGGUGAAGACCACGGCCUCUCGUCCUCUCUGUCCAUGACCGCCAUUUUGUUUGACACGCGUUGGAGGAAAAUGUGGCCACCACGUUGA